CUCCGUGAGUGUGUGUGGGCGAUAUUUUUUUAAUGAAGGCUUACCACGGUUGCCUGUUCUCGUGUACGUGUGUGUGAUCAAUUCGUACUUUUGAUCAGCUAAUUUAUUAUUUAAAGUCUCAGUCCGGGAGCUCCGUGCACUUUUAUCAACGCAAAUCCAAGUGCCUAGUCAUCCCUACUCCUCCCGCUCGCUCGCUCGCACACACGUAUAAAUCUGUCUCCUCCCGUCCCUGUGUCACUCCCUAGCGCUCUGUUUCAAUACAUUUCCACCCAAGCCAGACGAGACAAAAAAGAAAGAAAGAAAAAGCGAAACUGAGCAGUGGACGCACGAAAUACUGUUAGUCUUCCACCUGUUGUGCGAGGGACUGGGCGGACAGUGGUGGGCGCGAGGAGGGCGAGAUAGAAGGCCGAUCAGGGGCACUCCUUGCAUCAGCUGCCCUUACAAGUGGUUCAAGACCGUGCCAAGUGGCUGGUAGUGCGGGGCAGUGGUGGAGAAAGAGGAAGAGAGGAAAGAAGAAGAGCGAGGGCACCAGAUAACAUAUGUGGGGAUACCCGACCCAUUCAUUUAGCCACCUAUCCAUCUUCCCUCAUCACACUCGCUACAGCCUCCGCCCACCCUGCAGAACACUUGUUGCACGCCACAUGUGUACGUGUAUUUGUGUGCGUGUGUGUGCAUGUGCGUCUGUGUACUUUUUUUCAACAAGACUUCGACCACUAUGAGCGCCUUCCUGAAAUCACCGUUCAGGGGAGAAGGGAGUUGUGCCUGUCUGGUGCCUGGCUGGGGGUCCUGCCUGCGACCGAGAGGGAAAAGCACCAGACGAAAACGAAUGAUAAUUUUGCUGCGUGGAGUGAAAGCAGCCAGUUGCACCUGUCUCGCCCACACACGCCACCCUUCCCCAGUCGUACCUGAGCUGAGCAGGUGUACAAGCGUGUCUCCCCCUCUCUGCUCCUUCCUGCUCAUGUCCUCUCCUCCAUCCACCCCUACCGCUGCUCGCGUCAUGGCCAAUGAACAAAACGACCAAACAUACGUGUUUACAUCCAGAAAAAGGGAAAGAAAAAUAAAAGGAGGAUGAACGAAAAAGAAAGGGAAAAUCAUGGUGGUGUAUUUACAGUGCAAUUUAGAUUGAUUAGAUAGUGCAGUAAUGUGCGAGAGCGGCGAGAGAAAGAAAAAAAAAAUACAAGAAUUAUUUCCGUCUCUUGCGUGAUCGGUGGAAAAUGCUGUAGCCAACUGUGCAUAAAGUAAAUGUCGCAAAGAUGUAAGGAGAAAAGAAAUACAAACAGAAUGUUCUCGUCAGAUAAAAAUAUAAACUGCUUGAAAGAUAGCGGACGAUGGAGAAGAUUGGAAAAUGGGGGAAGAAAAUCUGCUGGAGAAAGUGGAGGUCAUGAUUACGAGAGAGAGAGAGAGAGAGAGAGAGAGAGAGAGAGAGAGAGAGAGAGAGAGAGAAUGAAGAAAAACAUUAUCUUGUCAUGGAGAUGAUAAAAAGGUAGCUGAGAUAUGCAAACUCACAAAUGCAUAAACAGAGUACUGAGAAAAAAGAGAGGAAAGGAAAAUUAAUGAAAGAUUCUCGGUAAUAACGAAGAAAAGCAUAAAGGGAGGAAAUCAUACUUCUUUAUUUUCUAUCUCCACUGCCCAGAGCAUCCGUGAUGAGACUGAAGAUGAAAGAUGAAGAUAGACACAAGCAAGAGUAUGAAGAAGAAAAGAAAAGAGGAAUGUAAUCGUGGUCUUCCCUCCUAUGGACUCACUCAAACAUGGAAAAAAAAAAAAAAACUGAAUAAUAGUGGGAAGAAACUGAAAGAUAAGAAGAACGAAAAGAAGAGAGAGAGAGAGAGAGAGAGAAACUCCCCACAAGAAUCCACUGCCACUUGGUUAUACUAAUGCAAACGUGCCAAGAUGAAAAGAAAAAAAAAAAGGAAUAAGACUACAAUUGAAAACGAGAAUGAAAAAGGAGAAAUAAGAAAGGAAAAGGCACUGCCUAUCUAACCCUGUGCCUAACUUCACCAAGACCCACUCAAGCUUAGCAAAAUGAAUGAAGAAAAAAAAAAAAACGACUACAGGAAGAAGCACAAUGUGGCUCUCCUCCCGUCCACCCCUACCCUUCAGCCAUUCAAAGUUGGCGCGUGUUCCCAUACGAGGCUGAGGCCGUGACGUCAGGCCGCAGUCAAAACAUUAAAGAUGGCGAACCUGGCGAGUGGUGGAGUGUACCAGCAAAUGGUGGUGCCCGCGCCCUACCACUUCCCCCAGCCACAACCACAGCCCAUGCCUACCGUGACGCAGGAACCUGAGCCCAAGAAGGAACCCAAGAAGCGUAAAAAACCUACAGAAAAGGCAAAUGGUGAGAAGAAGAAGCCGCGUAUCAUUGGGCAGACAGCUUAUAUGGCUGGGCUCAGACUGGAGCUGGGUUCAGGAGACGGCGGGGAAUGCUCCAGGUGUAACAAGAAGAAGUGUUUCAAGCAUGCAGACGGCAAAAACAAAAACCAACUCUCCAAAAAGACCCCAGAGGACACAGUGCUACAGAUGAAGAAGCACAUGCUCAAGCUGCUGUCCAUGCAUGACUAUACUGUGUUCUGCAAGAAUGACCAGAAAAAUGGACAGGUGGAUGUUGACAUUUCCAAGAUGCACCGUUCCUACCUGGAAGAACAUGAACCACAGGCCUUUGAGCCACCCCCUUCCAAUGAUCCAAAUAGAGAAUACAAACCUAAAGUCAAGCAGUGGCUCUACAGAAAAAUAUACUUAGACGAGUUUAAGAGCUUUGAGUAUGCAGAGUGUAAACGUAAGAUUGGUGACCUCAGACGAAGCAUAGACAGUGUCAUGAUGCAAAAGAAAAAGAAAGCACCCAAGCCCAAGCCGCCUGCUCCUUCUCCACAGCACCAGGUGAUGCCGCAGGACUACAGCAUGAAUAGCCAUAGCCCAAACACUCCUGGUCCCACUGACAUGAGCAGAACAGCCAUGCCAGUUCCCCCAGGUGCUAUUAUUGCCACCACCCCUCACACGCCAGCCAGCAGCACAGCCACAGGAGGCUACCAGCCUAACUUAAUGAACCUGGGUGUGGAGACCACCACCACUCCUGUGUCCUCCAUGGCUGCCAUGGGAGCCACCUCCACAUUGCACAACUCCCUGGCCACCUAUAUGACUCAGCAGGUGCAGCCCAACUUGCUGUUUGGUCUGGGGCAGCAGCAGCAGCCACCCCCUGCACAGCAGCAGCCUCUUAACCUUCAGACCUCCCAUCAAGGUCAGCCCACCAUGCAGGCUCCCCCACACCAGGCCCCAGGUAGUGCAGCACCCCCAACAGCAGCACCUCCCUUACCCCUAAACCUUCACAAUCCAUACUAUGUGUCACUUGGACCCAUGCUUCCCUUGCCCAUGUCUACACCACAACAUAAUCACCAGCAGCAGUUUCAGCAGAACAUGUUGCAGCAACAACAGGGUAUUCCCGGAGGUUUUAACCAGCACACCAUGUAUCAGUGAGGCAGGGCGGUCCCUGGCCCCACCCACUACCACCCGUCCCCUGUGCCAGCACAACACCAGAACCAGUAUUGUCCACACUCACGCUACCAGCACUCCUGGUCCACGUCAGGCCCUGUCGCACCCACCAACACAGUGGCUCCAGCAAGACAGGUCACCUUUCCCCCAGCCUAUGCCUCCUCUCAGUCCCACCAGUGUUACAUCCCAAACUCUGUGCCUCAGGUGGCAUCCUCCCAAAACUUUACCUAUGUACCUUCCUCAGAGGAAGGUACCUCCCUCCCUCAGCCAGUCUACCAGAAUGUAAGCAGCAACAACUCCCCUCAGGCUAACUGCACCUCAGAUAAUCAAAAGGUAUCCCUUGCCUCUGCCACCCUCCCCUCUUCCCUGGGUAUCCCAGGUCCCUCAGGAAACUAUUCUAAGCCUGAGCCUCCCCUUCCUGCCCCACAGCAAACCAUUAUUGUUGUGCCAACUUCAAUGGCUUUACAGAAUAACUAUAUCAUCAAAAACCUGCAGUCCACCCCACAGCCUUCUAUCCCCCAUGGUUUUGUGUCCCCACAAGUAGUGGUGGACAAAAGCCCCCCAGCCCCUUCUCCCCUCACUACCCAAGCUGGAACUGACCCAAAGGGUAAAAUAAUCUACUUACCCUCAUAGUAAAAUACAUAGUACACAUAACUAGACCAACGUUCAGGUACAUAAGAGUACAGUAUGCAGUAUUCUCCAAUAGUAGGUGUAUACUCAUGUAUUUUAUUACAUAAAGAGUGAGUAAUAACACUUUAUUGAGUGCAAUGUGUGGUACAGAGGACAGUGGUUGAACAUUUUUUCAUCCCAUCAAUUUUGUGGGACUAAGGGGCCGACUUAUAUUAACCUCACGUAGAUCCCGGUCAUUGCUUGUGCAGCAACAGCACCAGAAGAUGAUGAGGCACAAGACUACUUUGUCCUGUCAGGCAUUGUCAGACUAGGACCAUGAAACACCACAAGCCUUAUGGGGCUGACUCAUAUUUUUCUGCUAUUGUAAAUAAUACCGAAAAUAAUUAUACAUAUGUUAUAGUUGACGAGUUCCUGGCUAUUUUUUCUUUCCUCAGUAUAUCAUUUUGCAAGAUAUAUUGAAUUACUAUGAGUGGCCGAUUUAGUAAGCUAAUGGGUAUAUUAACUGGCUGAUAUUAAAAGAAGUACAGUAUAUUGUUAAAUGAAGACACUGUUUGGGCUUCCUACAACAGGACCUUCAAAGUCUAGUUUCUGAUGUGGGAAUGUACUUCAGAUGUGGUGAGAGAACACACAUGUCCAUAUAUCUGUGAUCAACCCCGUUUUUUCCCCCCCUUCUUCCUCAUAGUGUGUAUUGGAUUAGACAUCUUUCUGUUCAGAAAGUGAAUUCCAUAAUUGUGAUUUUACAAGACUAUGCAUAAUAUUAUUUACUUCUUUUCCUUACAUUAUUAAUGCGUUUUAUGUACAUUAUUAUUAUUAUUAUGAUUAUUAUUAUUUUUAUUAUCUAAUAUUGUUUUUAAGUUACAUUUCUUUAUUAGAAUUAUACAAUUUGGAAGAGUAGAAAGUUUAGCCAAUGUCCGAUAUCAUUGGAUAUAUUUGUGUUUGCAUUGAGCGUGUGAUGAGCACGGUGUGAGAUACUUGAUAUGCCCUGGUUAGUGGGAUUGUAUACUUCCUCCUUAACUGGUUUAUUGUACAUAUACUUAUAUGCAGAAUAUAAAGCUCUUAAAUUAAAUCUGUAACAUAACACAUUUCUAGAACAAGCUCUCUUACUGGUACAUAUAAGAGUUUUGAUAAGGGCAUAGAAAUAUAUUUUUAUCAUGGUUGUACCAUAAAAGCGUAGAGGCAUCCCCUGUAGUUGACUCUUGAACCAAAAUUCACAUCUAUAACUAAAGUUUCAUUAAGUAGCAUAAUUGUUUUCUACUUGAUUCAAUAUACAUUAGCCCAUUGGGUAAGGAGCAAAGCACCCCACAUUUCCAAGUCUCUUUGCUGCUACAAGGGACUUUUCCUCAACCACCAGUCUUGUACCUCAUUCCUGGGCAUUAUUGUGAACUCAUGUAUGUGAGGAUGCUACUGCAACACACACACACACACACACACACACACACACACACACACACACACACACACACACACACACACACACACACACACCAUUCAUAUAUGAAGGUGCAGCUACAACAUACACACACACAAGGUGCCAUUCAUGUGGGAGAGGAAUGCAGCUAUGGUUAAACACACUUGAUACAUGUAGUACCAUUCAAGAUAUGUGACAGUUUUGCUGUAGUUUUCUUCACUGAGAAGCAGCAUCUUAGUUAUGCUUGUAUAUUUUAUAUUAGGGCAUUAUUCCUGUCACGAUUUACUUUAAAUCCCGAGUGUCAAUUAUUACAGUUCAGUAUGGAUGAGAUGUGGCCUAUUUUAUUAUAAAAAUCUUUCAUCUUUGGCAUGUUUUCUAUUUUGCUAAAUCAACAUCACUAUACCUGCAUUAGCUAUAGCAAGCAGAGUCAUGAUGUAUAUUUAUUAUGUGUUUUCAAAAUAACAGCUUCUGUUACUGUACACUUUUCAUGAUAUUUUUACCCAUUAUUUGACUAAUUAUAGUAUAUAUAUUAUUCAAAAGGUACUACUUAAUCAUAAUGUGAGAGCUACAUGUUAUAGCAGAGCAUUUUGAUAUACAUAGGCAGCCUAUCAUACUGUAUGAGUAUUUUGGAUACAUUAGGUAGGUACUUUUUGAAGCACAAUGCUCACUUAUACGCAUUAUCCUUAACAUCUUGGGAGCUCGAGGUCAGUGGGGCCAAGACUACUUAGGUUUUUGUUGGUAAUCAAGUGAAUAUUUGUAUAUUUUCAGUUUGUAUACAUAUAGAUGAACAAAAAUAUUAGAAGGGUGUAGGUCCUGGGCUGUUAAGUGAGAGAGAGAGAGUGAGUGUGUGUGUGUGUGUGUGUGUGUGUGUGUGUGUGUGUGUGUGUGUGUGUGUGUGUGUGUGUGUGUGUGUGUGUGUGUGUAUUUUUUGUGAACUUGGAUGUGCCAAAUGUAUAGUGACAAAUGCAUCAUCUUCUUAUGAAGGUUCAGCAUGCAACAUAAUUUCCUAUUUCUAAUUUUCCCCUCCAGAAACAGGUGCACUGUUAAAGUCUUGGUAGUUUAGACUAGACAAACUGUUGAUUAAGCUACAUGAGUGUAGAUCUUUAUUUACUGGUAUUAUUAAUUGCUUUGUAAUUAUGGAUCAAAGGGAUUACCAAUGCAGGUUGUAUGAAAUCCAGAUGCAGUGGAUGCUUUGCCUUAAGGUGGGUUCACACAUGCCGAUUUGUGAAUGAAAUUUUACAUACAUAGAGUUUCUGGCUCAUCCCUUCUAGUCAGAAAGUGUCACACAUAGCGCCUGGAAAGUAUUGACUAGUUGGUGCCUUGGCGGGAAGUGAAUGUAGACAAACAGCUACCCUCCAAGAUAUCUUCCUCCAGUGACAAUGCUGAAGCUGUGGUUGCUCUUCUUUUGGUAUAUUGGAAGAGUCAACAGAAAA
Portunus trituberculatus (swimming crab) is the source of this 6951-nucleotide messenger RNA. Its product is annotated as protein PRRC2A-like. The record is from RefSeq and is a predicted model, not a curated record. The transcript is spliced from 5 exons. NCBI's taxonomy places the organism in Eukaryota, Metazoa, Arthropoda, Malacostraca, Decapoda, Portunidae. The coding region runs from base 2173 to 3465 and encodes 430 amino acids.